Symbiodinium necroappetens is the source of this 1371-nucleotide messenger RNA. The record is from the annotation of a GenBank genome assembly. NCBI's taxonomy places the organism in Eukaryota, Dinophyceae, Suessiales, Symbiodiniaceae.
AUGACCGAUGCUGCAGCCUUGCCGGAAGGGACGGGCACCUGCACGCAGUUCAAUGUCAUGAAGGGGUUUGGUUUCAUUGACAUGGGCGGCGUCACGGUUUUCGUCCACAGUUCCGACUGCGAGCCCGGAAAGCAGCCGAAGGAAGGUGACGUUCUUACGUUCAACUAUGAGCCCAGGAAAAACAACCCGGAGCAGAUGCAAGCGCGAAGUGUCAAGGGCUGUUCUGCAGCACGGACGGAUGUGUGGGGUCAGCCUGCCUUCGCCGGGCCGGUGGAAGGCACAGGUGCAUACACAGGGUCUGUGAAAAACUUUGGCUCGAAGGGCUAUGGCUUCAUCGUCAUGGAAGACGGUGUGGAGAUGUUCUUCAACAUCAAAGAUUGCGUGGGCAGCAAGCCAGUUGCAGGAGAUACAGUCAAGUUCGACAUUGAGGAGAGCCCUAUCAAGCCUGGCAGCAAGCAGGCGAAGAACGUCACCGGAGGAAGCCAGCCUUUGGACCCACCGAUGGGCAUGAAGGGUGGAUGGGGUCCCAUGUGGGAUGGGGGCAAGGGCUGGGGCGGCGGAUGGGGCUGGAAUGGCGGCUGGGACGGCGGCAAGGGCGCCUGGGGAGGUGGCAAAGGUGGUCUCAAGGGUGGAAUGAUGGCUGCCGGGCCAUACGGAAAGGGCGGAAAAGGCGAGGCGAGGGUGAGGGACAACUGCAUCUGCUGGCUAGAGGGCAUUGCUAGAAUGCUGGCCAUCGCGGCGCAGGGGUUUGGCUUUAUCGACAUGGGCGGCGUCACAGUUUUUGUCCACAACACCGACUGCGAGCCCGGAAAGCAGCCGAAGGAAGGUGACGUUCUUACGUUCAACUAUGAGCCCAGGAAAAACAACCCGGAGCAGAUGCAAGCGCGGAAUGUCAAGGGCUGUUCUGCUCAACGGACGGACGUGUGGGGUCAGCCCAAGUUCGCGGGGCCGGUGGAAGGCACUGGUGCUUACACUGGGAGUGUCAAAAGUUUCGGCGCGAAGGGCUAUGGUUUCAUCGUCAUGGAAGAUGGCGUGGAGAUGUUCUUCAACAUCAAAGACUGCGUGGGCAGCAAGCCAAUGGCAGGAGAUACAGUUAAGUUCGACAUCGAGGAGAGCCCUAUCAAGCCUGGCAGCAAGCAGGCCAAGAAUGUCACCGGAGGAAGCCAGCCUUUGGAUCCGCCGAUGGGCAUGAAGGGUGGAUGGGGUCCCAUGUGGGAUGGGGGCAAGGGCAUGUGGGGCGGAGGCGGAGGCGGUGGAUGGGGCUGGGACGGCGGCAAGGGUGCCUGGGGAGGUGGUGGUGGCAAAGGUGGUCUCAAAGGCGGCAUGAUGGCUGCCGGGCCAUACGGAAAGGGCGGAAAGGGCAUGUGGUAG